Molecule: messenger RNA, 2086 nt
Organism: Pomacea canaliculata
Lineage: Eukaryota; Metazoa; Mollusca; Gastropoda; Architaenioglossa; Ampullariidae
Product: arylsulfatase B-like
Exons: 15
Coding region: 228-1694 (488 amino acids)
Source: RefSeq, a predicted model, not a curated record
UGCAAUGGUGUGUUGCGAGGUCAGAGGGGGUCACCACACGCAGCACGUGACUGUUAUGACGAAUUAGUUCACGCAGAUAAUCGACCCUCGUUCACGGCUAACAUUUAGGCUACGUGCUGUCCACGUCUGACAGUCAUUCGACACACCACUUCUCCUGGCAUUACACCACAGGCAUUAGUCUACGGAAUCAGAUUCAUCAGCUGAAGAGCAACAGGUGUCACACAGUCAUGACCAAGCCGAUAACUAUACGGGAGACAACUUGUUUGCUGGCUGUGCUCUGCACGGUGAUGUCCCCUCUUCUGAUCCUCGGUUCACCGCCAAACAUCAUCUUCAUAGUCGGCGACGACCUGGGCUGGAACGAUGUGAGCUGGCACAACCCAGUGAUGAUCACACCCAACCUGGAGAAGUUCGCUAGGUCAGGGGUCAUCCUCAACUCCUCCUACGUCCAGUAUUACUGCUCACCGUCUCGCAACUCCUUCAUGACUGGUUACUUCCCCUACCAUACAGGACUUCAGCAUGACGUCAUCAGCGCGGGAGAACCUCGGUACGUACCCGCCAACUUCACCAUGCUACCCGAGGUGUUAAGGACAGCGGGGUACAAGACACACAUAGUGGGGAAGUGGCAUUUAGGGAUGUGCAACUGGAAGUAUACCCCGACAUACAGAGGCUUUGACAGUUACUUCGGCUACUACGAUGGAACCGAGGAUUAUUACACCCACAUGACCGGUGAUGGCUACGACCUUCGGAGCAAUACCUCUGUCGCCAAAGACCCCAGUGACACACAUUUUAACUACCUGUUCACUCAGAAGGCGAUUGAAGUGAUCGAAGGCCACGAUCCCAAUACACCUCUCUUCCUUUACCUGCCAUUCCACUUGGUUCACGACCCGUUACAGGUCCCAGAGAAAUACGAGAAUAUGUACAAGUCGAUAGAGACCGUGGACAGGAGAGUUUAUUGCGGCAUGGUGUCCAUGAUGGACGAGUCGUUUGGUAACAUCACGGCGGCUCUGGACCGUGCUGGACUGCUGGACAACGCGCUGCUCAUCUUCACCACUGACAAUGGAGGUCCAGUUAUUCACGCAGCCAACAACUGGCCAUUGCGGGGAGCCAAGACGACGUUUUGGGAAGGAGGUACCCGGGGUGUAGCCUUUGUCUGGAGCAAAAAUCUUGUUUCCAAAGCUGGGACUAUAACCAAUGAAAUGAUGCAUGCCGUAGACUGGUUUCCCACAAUACUGCAUUUAGCCGGCGCAGAAGCUCCUAGUGACAUCGAUGGUGUCAACCAGUGGGAGAUGCUCAGUCAGGGGGCCGCCAGCAACCGAUUUGAGUUCGUCUACAACAUCGACACCAUCAUGAACAGCACCGCUAUCAGGUACAAAGACUACAAGCUGAUGACUGGGUCUCCAGGGAACUACAACGACUGGUAUCCUUUGCCAAAAUUCACAGGAGAAGAAUCAGGGCAGUUCUUGUUUAGCAACAACAGUGAGCGGGAUUCACAGUGGGGGCCCCAACUUUUCAACAUUAGGAAUGACCCCGAGGAGCGUGUGAACCUGGCGGACUCGGAGCCCGAGAUGUUGCAGUUCAUGAUGGCCAGACUGCACAAGUGGAUGGUGAGUGGUGUGCCGCCUCAGAACGCACCGGUUGACCCGAAAAGUGACCCCAAGAACUGGGGUGGCGUCUGGACUCCAGGGUGGUGUUAGUGACUCUAGGUGUCUAAAGACAAUGAUGAUACAUGUAUAUAUGGUAGAUAAUGCAGUGCUACGAAGAUCUCACUUACUUAGUAGACUUUUGACACGUUUACUUUUGCGGAUAGAAAAGGCAAAGCUGUGUUUUAUGCCUUUUACCUCCACAGCAUUUGUGUUCCAUGAAUGUUUACUUUUUUCAUUCAGACAUUGUAUCUUUUUUAUGUUUAUAAAAGACUGUAAUAAUUUGUGUAAAGUGCUGUCUUGUAAUAACACACGGUCUGUACCUUGUAUGCCAACCGAUGUCAGUGAAUAAGUCUUUUGGCAUAGUUUCAGAAACAUGAAUUUUUCAGAAAAAAAUAUGACAUUUCAAAAUUUUAUAUUAUGAUUUGCACCUUUACAAAACAUCU